AUGAUGACUACUGACUCCUCUGCCAAGUCCGUGACUUUUGCCGACGUGGUGGCCUCGAUGCGUCGUGCCGAGAAGCUGGGCGCCUACUUCCUCAUUAACGCCGAAUGGGACGAGAUUCUGCGUGACGGCGCCGCGGCCCCGUCGCUCGACACCGGCUCGCAGACCCCCAUCGAGCCCAUCUUUUCCCCUGCCCCCUCCCGCCUGUGCAUCCAGUGCAACCCGUCGGUCAACUCGCUGCCCCCGUCCAGCUCCCUCACCCAAGUGAGCGUCGACUUCUCGCGGCUGUUCGCCCGCUCGUCGUCGUCGAUCCUGUCCGCCGUGUUCCCCCUGUCGGAGACGUGCCUGCGCCAGGCGUCCGAGGUGCAGAGCAUCGACCAGGCCCCCGCCACCACCCAGUGCCAGUGCAGCACCUGUGACUACGUCAGGGUCUACCUGGCGGCUUACAGCGCCCAGACCAAGGUCGAGACGCUCGCCGAGUCCGAGCCAUCCACCAUCAAGGCCUCGGCUUCUGCCUCGUGCGACGACCUGGUGGCCGCUGCCGAGCCCUCGUUCGCCCUCUUCUCCUCGUCGCUGAACACCGACUCGCUGUGCUCGUGCAUCGGCCAGCAGCGCCCGGCCCCGGAGCUCACCUACUCGCCCGUGCUCAUCGAUGAGUCUGGCGAGCUGGAGGCGCCUUUCGGUGGCCAAUGGAACGAUGUGGUGCGGUUGCCCACCCCGGUGCCCUCGGCCAAGGCCGUCAUCCCCAUGCUCCCCGCCCCCAAGCCUGCCGAUCCGAGCGUCGAGGGCCGCGAGCCCGUCGCUCCCGUCUCCCCGGUCGACCCGAACACGAUGCAGCUGAGCGAGAAGGCCGUGCUCUGGCUCUCCUUCCGCGCCAUCUGCGACGCCGCCCUCAACGACAUCGAGGGCAAGCUGCGCGGGAUGAAGCUGGCCGGCCAGCAG
Molecule: messenger RNA, 939 nt
Organism: Mesorhabditis spiculigera
Lineage: Eukaryota; Metazoa; Nematoda; Chromadorea; Rhabditida; Rhabditidae
Source: the annotation of a GenBank genome assembly